CGAUGGCGGCCGUCCCGUCUCUUCUGGUCCUCUAUAACCACACAACAAUUCGUCCCCAAUUGUAAAAUUAGCCAAAAACAGGGGAAAAAAAUUAUUUUCUCUUUUCCGAUCUCAGGCAUUCUCAGGUUAAUUCGUUCCCCUUCAAUCUGUUCUUUGUAAAUAUUUACAGAAUCAUCGCGCAAAUAAUAAUAUAUUUUCCCAGAAUCUCACUUUUCUUUUCUUUACCGAAUUUCCUGAUUCGAACUGCGCAAUUUUUUCGGAUUCCUCCCGCACUUGUUAGGGUUUUAUGUUUGAUCUUCAGCUUUAUCUUCCCCUCUGAGAAUAAUACUAAUUCUCGAGUCGUCGUCCUCGUCUGUGUUCUGUUUAUUUCUCUUGUGGAUUAAUUUUGGGGGUUUUAUGUUUAGUUCACCCAUCUGAUGUUAGGGUUUCCAUAAAGUUUGAUUUUUUUGUUGUGGGGAAGAAGGGUUUUGAUUAGUACUCUGAUUAUUGGUUUAUAAUAAGUGGUUUCUUUUGCAAGCUGUGGGGAAAUCAUCCAUUUUGGUUGGUUUCUUCCCUUUCUCUUCUGGUUUUUAAUAGUUGAGCAGGAAGAUAGAUAGUGUGUUUUAUGUCUUGAAAUUGGACCAAAGAUUGGGUGAUUUUGGAUAUAUUCUGUGAAGACUGUGGAAUCAAUGGCUGCUACUUGGUCUCUUUUGAGUCCCCUUCCAGUUCAUGGUGGGAAGGGGAAGAAGCCACUCGGUGCUGGUGUGUGCCGCGGCAUUCUGUCUUUGAGAUUUCUUCGUUGUCCGAAACCUGUUCACAAGAGAUUAUUAUGGGCCAAUCGGACGUUGGGUCGUUUCCCCAUAAGAAGCCAGGUGAUGCAAACGCCGUCUAUGGAUAAGAUGGUUGAAUCGGAUGUAGAGCGGAGGUCAUGGCCACCGGAGAAUAGGGUAGAUAGCCCGGCAAUUCAUAACCCGUUGGUCCGUCACGAGAGACUGGGUUGCGGGUGGUUGGCUGCUGUGUUUGAGUGGGAAGGUGUGCUGAUCGAAGACAACCCCGACCUCGAGAGGGAAGCCUGGUUGGCUCUUUCUAGGGAAGAGGGGAAACCCCCACCGCCGGCUUUUAUACUCCGGAGAAUCGAGGGGAUGAAGAACGAGCAAGCAAUAUCCGAAGUUCUUUGCUGGUCAAGGGAUUCUCUCGAGACGAAGAGAAUGUCGGCUCGGAAGGAGGAAAUCUACCAAGCUCUACACUGCGGGACCCACCGCUUCCGUUCCGGUUCCCAUGAAUUCAUCAACGCUCUGACGCAGCACAACAUCCCAAUGGCUCUCGUCUCGACUCGCCCGAGAGUCGCGGUCGAGGCCGCGGUCCGCUCCGCGGGAAUCGAAAAGGAACGGCCCUUUGAUGCGGUCGUAGCCUCAGAAGACGUCCACCGGGGGAAGCCGGACCCGGAGAUGUUCAUCUACGCGGCGCGGCUUCUCGGGAUCGUACCCCAGAGGUGCAUUGUCUUCGGAAACUCGAACCUGACCGUGGAGGCCGCGCACGAUGCACGGAUGAGAUGCGUUGCCGUUGCUAGCAAGCACCUGGUGUACGAGCUCGGCGCGGCUGACUUGGUCGUCAAGAGACUCGACGAGCUCUCGGUCGUCGACUUGAAGAACCUCGUGGCUAAAAUGGACGAGUUCGAGGUGGAGGUCGAGGAAGAAGAUGAUGAGCCAUAUCGUUCUUCGGCCGUGGGUGUCGCCGAUAUCUGGUAAUCUGUUUUCUGUUUGUACAGCAUAAUAGCAGUACUUACUGUGUUUAAUCUAGUUUCCAUAGGAGGAGAUAUAGAUUAAAGAAGCUAAACACUGAAUAUCAAGAAAGUAUAUGUGAAAAAAAGGUCAAGGGGAAUGCUACUUUAACCACAGGGAUAACACCAAAGUUGACACGACCAGAAACGGUCACACACAAACCCCAGAAACACUUGUUGGGAAAACUUUGGUGUCAUGUGUGGUGUGAUCAUAGUAUGAUUUCAUCAAAAGCUAAUAGUGUGUGUAAGUUUUAUGUUGUGCAAAUAUGUGUAUCAUAUGAGAUAUCACUGGUUGUUAUGCAAUUGUUAUACCAGUACAUAUGUAUUUGUCGUUGUAUUAUAUGUAUUCUUGGUGUUUCUUUGUGUUUAUAAGCCGGUCAAAACUGUUUA
Cuscuta campestris is the source of this 2149-nucleotide messenger RNA. Lineage: Eukaryota; Viridiplantae; Streptophyta; Magnoliopsida; Solanales; Convolvulaceae. The record is from the annotation of a GenBank genome assembly.